Impatiens glandulifera is the source of this 708-nucleotide messenger RNA. RefSeq names its product aquaporin TIP4-1-like. The transcript has 3 exons. Bases 1 to 708 code for a protein of 235 amino acids. Lineage: Eukaryota; Viridiplantae; Streptophyta; Magnoliopsida; Ericales; Balsaminaceae. Gene Ontology annotation, biological process: water transport; transmembrane transport. Gene Ontology annotation, cellular component: membrane. The record is from RefSeq and is a predicted model, not a curated record. Gene Ontology annotation, molecular function: water channel activity.
AUGACUAAGAUCGCCGUCGGAAGUGCCAGUGACGCGGAUAAGGUGAACUGUACUCAAGCCCUAACAGUCGAGUUCAUCUGUGUUUUCCUAUUUGUCUUCGCCGGACUCGGUUCCGCCAUGGCAGCCGAUCAGCUAGGGGCUGGAUCUUCUUUGACGGGUCUGUUCUUUGUGGCGACGGCAAAUACGUUUGUGGUAGCGGUGAUGAUUUCCACUGGAAUGAGAAUCUCCGACGGCCAUCUUAAUCCGGCGGUGACUCUUGGUCUCUUAGCCGGAGGUCAUAUCACGAUGGCUAGAAGUUCACUUUAUUUGAUCGAUCAGACGCUCGCUUCUGCCUCAGCUUGCUCCCUCCUUUCAUAUCUAACCACUGGACUGACAACUCCUCAUGUGAAUACUUUGGCAAGUGGAAUGGAUUUCAUUCAAGGGGUAAUAAUGGAGAUAAUUUUGAUAUUGUCAAUGAUAUUCAUAGUCUAUGCUGCAAUUGUAGACCCCAAAAAGGGCUUCCUUAAUGGGCCCGGCCCACUUCUAACUGGACUCGUCGUCGGUGCAAGUAUCAUGGCUGGCGGACCUUUCUCCGGGGCUUAUUUGAACCCCGCGAGAUAUUUUGGGCCAACUUUGAUAAGCGGAAACUGGACCGAUCAUUGGGUAUAUUGGGCUGGACCUCUCAUCAGUGGUGGUCUUGCUGGAUUAUUUACAAGAAUUUCUUCAUAA